GCUGUCAGGGUUGAAGCGGCGUUGCAGUGACAGCUUCGGGCUUCUGCUGAGAUCGGUUCUGUGUAUUUACUGUAUUCUUGGCUCAUCCACCAUCAUGUCCAAGCCACUGUCGGACCAUGAGAGAAGGAAACAGAUUUCUGUAAAAGGUCUAGCCGGCGUGGAGAACGUGUCGGACCUGAAGACUAACUUCAACCGGCACUUACACUUCACGCUGGUGAAGGACAGAAACGUGGCGACGAAGCGGGAUUACUACUUCGCCCUGGCGCACACGGUGAGGGACCACCUGGUGGGCAGGUGGAUCCGAACCCAGCAGCACUACUACGAGAAAGACCCUAAACGCGUAUACUACCUUUCACUGGAGUUCUACAUGGGCCGCACUCUGCAGAACACCAUGGUGAACCUGGCUUUGGAGAACGCUUGUGAUGAGGCUGUGUACCAGCUGGGUCUGGACAUGGAGGAGCUUGAGGACAUGGAAGAGGAUGCUGGACUGGGCAAUGGAGGCUUGGGCCGUCUAGCUGCUUGCUUCCUGGACUCUAUGGCUACUCUUGGUAUGGCUGCCUAUGGCUAUGGCAUUCGCUAUGAAUUUGGCAUCUUCAACCAGAAAAUUGAUAAUGGCUGGCAGAUUGAAGAAGCUGAUGAUUGGCUACGCUAUGGCAACCCCUGGGAGAAAGCCCGCCCUGAAUACAUGCGUCCAGUCCACUUCUACGGCAGGACAGAGCAACAUCCAGAUGGAGUCAAAUGGGUAGACACUCAGGUCGUGUUGGCUUUGCCAUAUGACACUCCUGUGCCAGGCUACAGGAACAAUGUUGUGAACACCAUGAGGCUGUGGUCCGCCAAGGCCCCGUGCGAGUUCAACCUAAAAGACUUCAAUGUUGGUGGCUAUAUCCAGGCCGUGCUGGACCGCAACUUGGCCGAGAACAUUUCUCGAGUGCUGUAUCCCAAUGACAAUUUCUUUGAGGGGAAAGAACUGCGUCUGAAGCAGGAGUACUUUGUAGUAGCUGCCACCCUCCAGGACAUCAUCCGCCGCUUUAAGGCCUCCAAAUUUGGCACCAGAGAGAUUGUGCGCACCGACUUCACUGCUCUCCCUGAUAAGGUGGCCAUCCAGCUGAAUGACACUCAUCCUGCUCUUGCAAUCCCUGAGCUGAUGAGGGUGCUGGUGGAUGAGGAGAAGCUGUCAUGGGAGAAUGCCUGGGAUAUUACUGUGAAGACCUGUGCUUAUACUAACCACACAGUCCUGCCUGAGGCUUUGGAGCGCUGGCCUAUUGACCUCUUCCAAACCCUGCUACCUCGCCACCUUGAGAUCAUUUACGAGAUCAACCGCCGCCACCUGGAGCGUGUGUCCUCCCUGUUCCCUGGUGAUGUGGACCGCCUAUGCCGCAUGUCUAUGAUUGAGGAGGGAGGAAUUAAAAGGGUCAAUAUGGCACACCUGUGCAUCGUCGGUGCCCACACAGUCAACGGUGUGGCACAAAUUCACUCAGACAUCCUCAAAGCUACUGUGUUCAAGGACUUUUAUGAGAUGGACCCACACAAGUUCCAGAACAAAACCAAUGGCAUCACCCCUCGUCGCUGGCUGGUCAUGUGCAACCCUGGCCUGGCUGAGGUUAUUGCUGAGAGAAUAGGAGAGGAUUUCAUUCGAGACCUGAGCCAACUGAGGAAGCUACACAACUUUGUUAACGAUGAUGCUUUCAUUCAUGAUAUUGCCAAAGUCAAACAGGAGAACAAGCUAAAGUUUGCCACCCACCUGGAGGAACACUACAAGGUGAAGAUCAAUCCCAAUUCCAUAUUUGACAUCCAGGUCAAGCGAAUCCAUGAGUAUAAGAGACAACUGCUCAACUGUCUGCACAUUAUCACUUUCUAUAACCGCAUCAAGAAGGAUCCCAAGAAGCAGUGGACUCCCAGAACAAUCAUGAUUGGUGGAAAGGCCGCCCCAGGCUACCACACAGCCAAGAUGAUCAUUCGUCUGAUCACAGCCAUCGGUGAGGUGGUCAACAACGACCCGGUGGUGGGCGACCGCCUCAAAGUCAUCUUCCUGGAGAACUACAGAGUCACUCUGGCUGAAAAAGUGAUCCCUGCUGCCGACCUGUCUGAGCAAAUUUCCACCGCCGGCACAGAAGCUUCCGGAACGGGAAACAUGAAGUUCAUGCUGAACGGGGCCCUGACCAUCGGAACCAUGGACGGUGCCAACGUGGAGAUGGCAGAAGAGGCCGGAGAGGACAACCUCUUCAUCUUUGGCAUGAGAAUGGAAGAUGUGGAGGCCAUGGACAGGAAAGGAUAUAAUGCCUCCGAAUACUAUAACUGUAUUCCGGAGUUGAAGCAGGCCAUUGACCAGAUUGCAGGAGGUUUCUUCAGUCCCAAGCAGCCUGACCUCUUCAGUAGCAUUAUCAAUAUGCUCAUGCACCAUGACAGAUUUAAGGUUUUUGCUGACUAUGAGGACUACAUCAAAUGCCAAGAGAAAGUCAGCGCCCUUUACAAGAAACCCAAGGAAUGGACCAAGAAGGUGAUUUACAACAUCGCUGCUUCUGGCAAGUUCUCCAGUGAUCGCACCAUUGCUCAGUAUGCUCGUGAAAUCUGGGGCAUAGAACCCAGUCUGGAGAAGAUAGCGGCUCCCGAUGACCCAAAAUAAAUCACGCAGACCUCCCAAGCCCAACUCCGACUCUGACACAACACCAGCACUGCAUGAGUCUUUAAGAGCAAUCUUUAAAACAGAUUUGUUUCAGAAUGCAUUUAGCUAUGUCUGCCUGUUCAUUUGUUCUCCAUUGUGACAUGGUCAUGCCUUGUUUCCUAUCUAAGUGCUUUCAUACACGUGCACUCACAGGAAUUCUGUCAAUUGUCAAUCUUUAUGUCGUCGGACAAGACGUUUAUCAAUAACUCACAUACUUUAUUCCUUGCAUCAGAGUGAAAAUAAUGACGCAUGGUGAUCAUGCACUUUCUGGUGUCAGUGCAUGCAAUAUGUUUGAAGAUUUCUGGGUUUUUGAGUAGCUAGCCAACUCUUCUAAUGGGAAGUAUGUCUCUCAAGAAAAUGACUAUGACUACUAAAAUCAUUAGUGCUGUAUUCAUGCUUUACUUAGCUUGUCCUUGAUGAUGGAGCUCAAUGCUGACUCUAUAGCAAUGUAUUAGGUACAGUUUAUAAGUAUGAGUGAGUCUAACUGAACCUCUGCUAUUUGUAAUGAAUGUUUUUCACCUGGAAUAUGUUUUCGUAACAGAAGUAAAUCUUUAAACACACUGGCAAGGUCUUGCUAGUUUUGGACUGGCAUCAGGGAGAUCUGUGGUAAGCCUUUAACAAAUAAGUACAGCUUAUUGAGAUAAAUAACCGAUCACCUUUAUCAGUGAUGUUUGCUCUUGCAGCACUACAGCCUUAUUAAUAAAUAAAGGAUAUAAACACA
Molecule: messenger RNA, 3383 nt
Organism: Ictalurus furcatus (blue catfish)
Lineage: Eukaryota; Metazoa; Chordata; Actinopteri; Siluriformes; Ictaluridae
Gene: pygma
Product: phosphorylase, glycogen, muscle A
Exons: 20
Coding region: 95-2623 (842 amino acids)
Biological process (GO): glycogen catabolic process
Cellular component (GO): cytoplasm
Molecular function (GO): pyridoxal phosphate binding; glycogen phosphorylase activity
Source: RefSeq, a predicted model, not a curated record